Penicillium brasilianum is the source of this 1313-nucleotide messenger RNA. NCBI's taxonomy places the organism in Eukaryota, Fungi, Ascomycota, Eurotiomycetes, Eurotiales, Aspergillaceae. The record is from the annotation of a GenBank genome assembly.
AUCCCACGGCACACUAUCAAUUGACCUGUCUGUCCUCAAUACUGAUUGCUGAUUCCUCCAUCCAGUCACCGCCAUUUGGAGCUCCGUCCGGCCCGAAGUAUAAAAAGCCCAAGAAGCCCCUCCUCCCCCGCAGAUCGUCGAAUCCACACUCUUCUUCCACCUUUCACAACUCCCCCACCUUCACCAUGUACCCUCCUCCCCCAGCAGCCCUCGACUGGAACGACAUUGGCUUCAAAGUGCGCGAUGUCAAUGGCCAUGUCGAAUGCCACUACUCGCAAUCGGGCAACGGCCAAUGGUCGGCCCCUCGCUUUGUGCACUCUCCCUACCUCUCCAUUCACGGCAUGGCACCGGGUCUAAACUACGGCCAACAAGUCUACGAGGGCCUCAAAGCGUUCCGGCACGCCGAGAAUAGUAAAAUCACCGUUUUCCGACCGGAUCGAAACGCGAAGCGCAUGCAGAAAUCCGCCGAGGUCGUCUCGAUCCCGCCCGUUCCGGAGGAGUUAUUCCUUGAUUGUGUGCGAUUGGCCGUCGGCGCGAAUGCAGAGUUUGUGCCUCCGUUUGAAUCCGGGGCAGCGAUGUAUGUUCGGCCGUUGUUGUUCGGGUCGUCCGCGCAGUUGGGAUUGAGUCCCCCAGAUGGAUAUACGUUGGCUGUUUUUGUGAUGCCGACGGGUGUGUAUCAUGGCGCUAGUGCUGUGGAUGCGUUGAUUUUGGAAGACUUUGAUCGUUCGGCGCCCUUUGGAACGGGGAAUGCCAAGGUCGGAGGGAACUAUGCCCCCGUCUUGCGACACAGUGAUCGAGCGCGUCAAGAUGGGUUCGGAAUUACCUUGCAUCUGGAUAGUGCGACGCGAAGUGAGAUUGACGAGUUCUCCACCUCUGCCUUUAUCGGUGUGAAGCGAGAUGGGGAUAAUAUUACCGUCGUGCUGCCCGAUAGUCGCAACGCUAUUGAUUCAGUGACGGCAUCCUCAGUCGGUGAUAUCGCCCGCUAUCUGGGUUACAAAGUCGAGAAACGGCGGGUUGCCUACGAGGAAUUGAACCAAUUCGAUGAAGUGGUAGCCGCAGGAACGGCAGCUGCACUUGUCCCCGUUCGGAGUAUCACGAUGCGAUCCAAGGGUGACAAGUUUGAGUAUCGCUGUGGAGCCCAGGCCCAGGGCGGCGAGGUCUGUGUCAAGCUUCUACAGACUCUUCGGGGAAUUCAGUCUGGAUCAAUUGAGGAUUCAAUGGGCUGGAACUACGAAGUGACGGCUCCUCCCAAGGAAUGGAUCGAAGAGGGUUCUACAGAGAAGGUCGAUCAGAGUGGAAAUACGGUACCCUGA